ACCACGCCGACAGCCAUCAUGUCCAGCAGCGACGCUGCAUAGGUUACCUUCAUGAAGGUCAAGAGCAACGGAGCCGUGGUAAAAAAAGAAGAAAGUGCCCACCUUCCAUGACGGAGACUGGAAGGAAUGGCUGGAGUGGCUACUCCGCAUAUCUGAGUGUACUAUGUACACUGCAGACGAUGAAGAAGACCAGCGGUCGUUCAUCGGGGACCUCCAAAUCCUCCUCUUCGACGAGGAUCUGCAGCAGCUUAACGACACCGUGGUUGAAGAGAGUCUUCUACGCCCUGAUGUCGCGCUAGUCGCGUUGCAGCGACUGACCAAAGUUCACUGCCCCGACGGAGCCCGAGGAGUGAUCAUCGACGAAAUGACGACGCUGAAGAAGACGCGCAACAUAAGCGUGCGAGAGUACACCCGUAGCUUCCAAAAGCUAGAGCGCAUGCUCCAGUACAUAACGGACAACGAAGCAGUCCCAACCUCUGACGUGAUAUGCAUGUACAAGAGUGGGAUACCUGUCGACUGGCAGAUCGAGGUUAAUCGAUUGUCCCGCAGUUGGGAUUACCGCGAAUUAAUCCAUCAGCUUGAACUGAUCGACCGCAAUGAACAAGAAGAAGAACGGCUCAGGAGCGGCGGUCGAGGGCAACGCCAGCGUACCGGGCAAGGUGCACAGCAACCCCGGAAGGGUAGAAACGGAGGCCAGGCCCCCAGACAAAACGAGAGCAACUUUCGCUCGCGUGGAAAGCCACGACAGCAGCAGGGUGAUAGAGGAAACGACAAGCACUGCAAGUUCUGCAAGCGAAACAAUCACUCCGACAAUGAGUGCUUGUGCAACCCGGAGUCACCGAGGCGACCCAACAACCAGACUGUCAACAACAGGACGGACGGGAGAAGUCGUGGCAAUGAUCAAAGCUUCGCGGCCAUGCAAGAACAGAUAGCAGAGAUGCCCAGGCUCACUUCGCCGUUGCAACCACCACGCACACUCUGUCCGUAACCGCUGUCCACUCGUCCGCGCGCUCGCCAGCCUCGAUACUGCUGUUCGUUCUGUGUCGAGGCUCGCCGUCCACGCUGCAGGCGUCUUCAGGCGACCUCAGUCCUUUGUUCAUUGUCGUGACCCGAGCAGCGGGUCCGUCAACAGUCGUUCGUUCGUUCGCUUCGUGUCCCCACCUGCUGUGGCGAGUACACCAGUUCGUAUGCUCCUCCUAGCACGUUCGUUCGCUUCAGUUGCUUCUGACGCCGCCG
Phytophthora infestans T30-4 is the source of this 1236-nucleotide messenger RNA. RefSeq lists its product as uncharacterized. The record is from RefSeq and is a predicted model, not a curated record. The transcript has a single exon. The coding region runs from base 164 to 988 and encodes 274 amino acids. Lineage: Eukaryota; Oomycota; Peronosporomycetes; Peronosporales; Peronosporaceae.